This is a messenger RNA of Fopius arisanus, 2452 nucleotides long. RefSeq names its product PP2C-like domain-containing protein CG9801. Bases 290 to 2440 code for a protein of 716 amino acids. The record is from RefSeq and is a predicted model, not a curated record. Lineage: Eukaryota; Metazoa; Arthropoda; Insecta; Hymenoptera; Braconidae. The transcript is spliced from 8 exons.
CAGAUUAUUCAACAUGGCUGUGAGACCCUCCGCACCUUAGUAUUCAUCACAAACACACAAGAGACACAUCAGAAUAAAAAAAGAACCUCCUCGCGGAUGCAAUGUAAUUGAAAUGUUUUCACAUUAGACCAUCAGUUGCAUUCCUCGAGUUCUGAUGCUCCUCGAUCACAGAUUAUGAUGAAAAUGUGACGAGGGCCUGGAUAGUCGGAGAGUGAUGUCUGGGGAUGAAACAGUGGGAGGGAAUCAUCAGCAAAUUAUUCAGUGAUAAUUCCAAGAGGAAUUGAUAGAAAUGCCGAGUCUGAGGAAGAAGGUCGUGGGCUUUAUGCGACAGCUCUCGAUAAGUAAUCUGACAGCAGCUGUUGAGAGCAUUGGACAGGGUGAGGGCUCAUUGCAUCCACCAAGGUCACCACCAGCUGAUAUCCUGGGGGGAUGCUUCAUCACGAGAUAUUUGAACGGACUGGACCAAAAAACCGAGGGACCUGUCAUUCUCCAUGGCAGAAACCCGGAGGAGUUGCCCUCGAAACCGCUGGGUAAGCUAGACAACGAUGAAGAAGUAUUUGCGGCUGUAACCGGUCCUGAUCGUGGCCUGACAACGGUAAACCUCAAGCAGAGACACUUGAGUAUCAGUGACCCAGAUGUCGAUUACAUCGACAUACUCGAGCAGAGUGAUCCCCAGACUACUGUUAACACCUCGAUGGAUUGUAUAUUUUCCGUGGCCCAUGAUCGUUGGCUAGUCAUUCGCACAAAAGAAACAUCACUGUGUCCAAUAGACAACAGUGGCGUUAAAAUACGUGCAGCUGGAAAAUUGUACGAGCCAGAUAGCAAGUACACGAUGAGCAUGAGUGAGAAAACAACAGGGAUCAAUGAAAACUACAGCGUUAAAUUUAUGGAGGGACACAUUGAUAAUGACUAUCUGUCUAAUAAUGUGAUGAGUGAGACUGCCAGGGCGAGCGUUAGAUUCGAUACAAAUUGUGUCAAUGCUAACGUACCACCAGGGGAUUUCUUCAUUGGCCAGGGGAUCACCGAGGAUCCACUCGAGGGCUCGAGUGACAGUCUCAAUGAUAAUUCCGAUGGGGAUAAGAUCGACCUCGUCCUCAGGACAGCCUCUGAUGACACUCUUGACAACAUGGACGAGGCUGACUCUGAUAACGAUAUCAUUCCACCUCCCUCUGAUUUCGCCAAUGAAAUGAUUCCUCUCAGGAAGUCCAAGAGUGCACCAGCACCAUUCAAGAAGUCCCAGCAAGGUUCAGUCAGCAGUCAUGAAAUAGCGGGAGUAACAGACUGGUUUUCACCUCACGACAUGGCCUUUGGAAUUGCAACAACUCUUUACGAAAAAAAUCCAACAAAUAACGUGACUAAUGGGGAACCCAUUGCCGAUUGCUUCGCUGUGGCUGCCAGGCCGAAUGCAGCUGUAUUAACACUUGCUGACGGUGUGAAUUGGGGUCCAAAGGCGAGUAUAGCGGCGCGUUCAGCUGUGCACGGUAGCAUGGACUACCUUAACAAAGCACUAUUUUCAUCGUCAUUAAACAGCGGUAUUACGACAACACGUGACGUAUUCAUCGCACUGUUACGCUCAUUUCAUGCGGCUCACGCUUUGAUACUCCAGGAACAGGGAAUGCUCACCACUUUGACUGUGUGUGCUGUCCUGCCAUUGCCAAGUGCACCGGGAGCUAAUGCCAGGUCCAAGAAAUACGUCGCCUGCACUUGUAAUGUUGGCGAUAGUCUUGCUUAUGUUUAUUCCAAAAAAACGGGAGUGCGAGAGAUAACUCGCGGUUCCCACGAUAUUCACUGCAUGCGAGACAUGCGUGAUGCUCUUGGGGCGUUAGGUCCAGUCGACGGUUGUAACCCGGAAUUGAAUAAUCUCACCCUGGCGAUGACUGAGGUCGAGUUGGGGGACAUUGUGUUCUUGACUAGUGAUGGAAUUUCGGAUAAUUUCGAUCCGGUCGUUGGAAAAUUCGCUAUUCUUCCUAGUGGCCCCAGCUCGGCUCGUUCGGCCAAGUCCGAUGGCAGGCAGACCAAGAGCUACAAGAGGCCUGAUCAUGUGAGGAGGACUAACUCUGCUGGUCAUGCCGAUGGCCAUGAUCUACCCGUUGUUGAGGCUUAUCAACGACACGAGCUCACUUUACUCAGGAUGGAGGAUCUGCUGAGGAGGGGAGUCUCUGGAGACGGACCUCCGUGUCAAAGUGCCAAAAAAUUGUGCGAGCUCGUACUUGAUUUUGCGGUUCGAAUAACCGCUGCUAAGAGACGAAUUCUCGAGGACGCAGACCUCUACUACUCUCAAUCUAAAGACGGCCAAUUAGUCCAGCUCUCGAAACUCGAGCAAAGAUCGCGAAGGAAGAAGAUGCUUGACAAAAUAUCGAUGGUCCCUGGUAAGUUGGAUCAUGCCACAGUCGUUGCAUAUGUCGUGGGCUCGUAUGGCGCCGCUGAGAGCGAUCUUUAGUCAUCGUCCCGU